This is a messenger RNA of Naegleria lovaniensis, 2160 nucleotides long. RefSeq lists its product as uncharacterized. Gene Ontology annotation, molecular function: protein binding. The coding region runs from base 1 to 2160 and encodes 719 amino acids. Gene Ontology annotation, cellular component: BBSome; axoneme; ciliary basal body. Lineage: Eukaryota; Heterolobosea; Eutetramitea; Acrasida; Naegleriidae. Gene Ontology annotation, biological process: intracellular protein localization; intracellular transport; cilium assembly. The record is from RefSeq and is a predicted model, not a curated record. The transcript has 5 exons.
AUGUCAGAACUACAGACUCGUCUUGAUCUUUUAAAAACAUCCAGUGUUUCGUCGGAUUGUUUGAAGCUGUUCCCUGUCGGAAAGAAGAAAACUCAACGUGUUGCAGUGGGAGAUAAUGAUGGAUCACUACAAGCUUUUUCAGUUAAAAAGGGAGCUGUAAAUACUACCUUUAAAACCAUUAAUCAAAACAAACCAGUGAGAGGAGUUCAGAUCCACAAGAACAGAGUGUUCUAUUCCUACGGACAAGUUGUAAAAGGAGUCACAAAAAAAGGAAAAGAAUUCUAUCGAUUGGAUAGCAACAUUUCUGAAGAUGCAACAAGAAUGGUAAUUCGAGUUCCCGGUCUUUGGAUGGGAGGAAAUUAUAUUUUGUAUCAUUAUGUUGAUUCCGUUGAAAAAGGAUUCUACAUGUGUCCUGAUCGAAUCAACACCAUCAUUCCUUAUUUUGAUUGUAAAGAUGCUGUCAAUGAUCAAGCAAUUUUGGGAUGCCAAGAUAGAAAACUACGCGUUGUAUGUAACACCGAUUGUGUAGCUCAAUAUGCUACUGAAGGCGCUGUCACUUCCUUACUUCUCAAUGAGGAAUCAAAUUCUUUAAUUUAUGGAACGGAGACUGGUCAAGUAAUUUCCCUAGAUUUUAAUUCUACGAACCCUUCUGCUUCAUGGAGGAUUGAAGGAGAAAAGGGAUCUGUGAAUGAAAUGUGUAAAUACGAUAUUAAUGGUGAUGGCAAAGAAGAAUUAAUUGUUGCACGUAAUGAUGGAACUUUGGAGGUUUAUUCGUUUAUUAAUCCAUCUCAGCCAACCAGAUUGUUGAAGAAAACGAUUGAUGAAAGCAUUACUUGUGUCACAGCAGGAAAAAUAAUUGCACCUGAGGACGACGAAAUAUUAGUUUCAACCUUCAGUGGCAGAUUAUUAGCCUUCUCGAAUCAUCAAUACACCACCACGAAUGAAUCUUCGAAUCUUAACUUACCCUUCAAUAUUAUUGAUGAUAAGAAAAAGAUUGUUGGAAUUUCUAAAAGUCAAAGAAUUACUAACCUUCAAAAAGAAUUAGAAUCUCUUGAUGAAAAAUUAACAAAAGUGAAACAGAAUUACUCUAAACUUUCCUCUGAAAUUGUUGCUGUCCAUUGCGAAUAUGAAACCAAAGCUUCCUUCAUUUUGGAUGCGAAAGAUGCGUAUUAUCGCCUCAAUGUCGAGUCCGACGUUCACAUGGAAAUGAUCAUUAUUCGUUCUGAAAUUGCUCUUGAUUUAUUAGAUUCUUCUGGAGAUAACAAUGUUGUUGUUAGUAAUAUCGUACCAGAUGAGAAAAAGGAUUUAUCCACCAAGUUCAGUGCUACCUUUAGAUUCACAGACAAUUGUAAACGAAUUGAGGUGCUUUUCAGAACCUAUGAAGGAAAAUAUGGACCUAUUGAGAUUUACGUAAUUCCAAAAUUACAUCCCAAGAUUUCAAAAUUCCACAUGUUCAAUGUAAAGCCACUCUCUUUACAUGAACGACUCGAUGAACAGAGAGCCAAGUCAUUUAUUGGUAACAGACCUCUCAACAAGUUAAUUGUUUCCGGUUCUUUUACAUUAUCGGAAGUUCACUCAUGGAUUGGAUUAUGUGUUGAAGGUAUUCCAGACAAAAUCACCGAAGAUGAAAUGACCUAUUAUUACCACUCGACCUUCCAAGAUACAUGCUUAAUCAUCAAGUUAAAGAGAGGAGAAGCUGUCAUUGAAACUGAUAAUAUUACAGCUAUAUCAGUGGUUGAAGAAGUUAUUACCAAAGCAGCCACUGAAAGAAAGACCAAAGUCAACAUUAGUUUCGAAAUUAAUGACGCUUCUUUCGAGUACACCAUUUCUCUCCUUUAUCCAAAGCUUGAAUACCAACUCAAUUUGAGUGAAAAGAUUAAAUUCAUCGACGCUCUCAAAGAAAUUCAAAUUCAAGAAGAAGAUUUAUCAUUCUUGUCCUCAGAAUAUAAAAGCAUACUCGACGACAGUGAUGUUCUUUUAGAGGAUGCAAAAUAUCAGACGAAGAGGCUUGACUUUUUAAAUGAAAUUCUCAUAAGAAUGUUUAUGGAUUGUCUUAAAUUUAAAAGGAAAAACGCUCAGCAGUAUCUUCCAUCGUUUAAGCAAUUGCUUGAAAGUAGAAACUACAAUAGGGAUGCUCUCUCAAAUUGCUUCAAGUUUUAA